Molecule: messenger RNA, 840 nt
Organism: Plenodomus lingam JN3
Lineage: Eukaryota; Fungi; Ascomycota; Dothideomycetes; Pleosporales; Leptosphaeriaceae
Source: RefSeq, a predicted model, not a curated record
AUGUAUGUGGCGGGUAAGCAAGAAGCCUGGACACGUCAAGCAAAAUGGCAAGAUCGUGGCCUCGCCCUGGCCACCAAGGUCUAUCCCUACGAGCCGGGUGUGCACAAGCCAGACAGGCUGAGGGAACACUUCACCACCAGCUUGAACGAGUUGGGUGCCGAUUGUGUCGACAUCUUCUAUCUGCACGCACCCGACCAUUCCGUGCCCUUUGAAGAGACGCUCGAGGCUGUCAACGAGCUGCACAAGGCCGGCAAGUUUGUCAACCUGGGCCUGUCCAAUUAUGCGGCCUGGGAGGUUGCCGAAAUCUACAACAUUUGCAAGGAGCGUGGUUGGGUCAAGCCGACCAUCUAUCAAGCCAUGUACAACGCCAUCACCCGUGCCAUCGAGCCUGAACUCAUCCCCGCAUGCCGCAAAUACGGUCUGGACAUUGUAGUCUACAACCCGCUCGCUGGCGGCCUCUUCUCCGGUAAAAUCAAGUCUGCAGCCAUCCAACCCACCGAAGGUCGCUUUGGCACAAAGGCCGAGAAAACAGGCCAAAUGUACCGCGAUCGCUACUUCAAAGAAGCCACUUUCAACGCACUCAAAAUUGUCGAGGAAGCAGCUGAAGCGCACAACCUGACACUGUUGGAGAUCGCCUUGCGCUGGGCCGUGCACCACUCCGCAUUGCGGACCAGAGUCAAAGGUGGGAAUGAUGGCGUCAUCAUUGGUGUCAGCAGCUUUGCGCAGUUGGAGAGCAAUCUGGCGGAUUUGGAAAAGGGGCCGUUGCCUGAAGAGGUUGUCAAGGCGUUGGACAAGGCCUGGUUGACGGCAAAGGCUACGGCGCCAACUUACUUUCGUUGA